Molecule: messenger RNA, 2107 nt
Organism: Aquila chrysaetos chrysaetos
Lineage: Eukaryota; Metazoa; Chordata; Aves; Accipitriformes; Accipitridae
Gene: CRELD1
Product: cysteine rich with EGF like domains 1
Molecular function (GO): calcium ion binding
Source: RefSeq, a predicted model, not a curated record
AUGGGGCCGCGGCGGCGCCUGGCGGCCGCGCUGCUGCCGCUGCGGCCCGGCGGGGGGGGGGGCCCGGGCUGGGGGGGGGCCCUGCUGGGGGCCGCCCUCCUCGGGGGGGUCCUGCUGGCGGCCGUCCGCGCCCACCCGGGCCCGGAGCGGGACGGGGAGCGGGAGGGGGACGGGGCCGAGCCCUGCCGAGCUUGCCGCGGCCUCGCUGACAGCUUCAGCAGGGGCCUGGAGCGGACAGAGCACGAAGGCUUUGGUGGGGGCAACACGGCCUGGGAGGAGGAGAAGCUGGCCAAGUACCAACACAGUGAGACCCGUCUGCUGGAGGUGCUGGAGGGCGUCUGUGCCCCCUCGGACUUUGCCUGCCACCAGCUGCUGGAGCAGAGCGAGGAGCACGUGGAGCAGUGGUGGUUCCACGAGCGGCAGCAGCACCCCGACUUCUUCCAAUGGCUGUGCAUGGACAGGCUGGCACUCUGCUGCCCGCCCGGCACCUACGGCCCCGACUGCCGGCCCUGUGCCGGCGGGCCCCGGCAGCCCUGCAGCGGCAACGGGCGAUGCGACGGCGACGGCACGCGGCGCGGGACCGGCCUGUGUGUCUGCAGCCCGGGCUACGGCGGCCCUUUCUGCGCCGAGUGCGGUGAUGGCUACUACGAGGCCUCGCGGAACAAGAGCCACCUGGUAUGUGCCGAGUGCUACCGGGCGUGCGGGCGCUGCACGGGGCCGGAGGACUCCAGCUGCCUUCGCUGCAAGAGGGGCUGGAUGCUGCACGAGCACCGCUGCAUCGACAUCGACGAGUGCGGCACGGAGAUGGCGCACUGCCGAGCCAACCAGUUCUGCGUCAACACGGAGGGCUCCUACGAGUGCCGAGACUGCUCCACGGCCUGCAUCGGCUGCAUGGGCGCCGGGCCAGCUCGCUGCAAGAAAUGCAACAAGGGCUACUGGCGGGAUGGAGCCAAGUGCCUGGACGUAGACGAGUGCGCCAGCGCCGAGGAGCCGGUGUGCACGGGAGCGCAGGAGGUGUGCGAGAACACGGAGGGCAGCUACCGCUGCGUCUGCGCCAGCGGCCACGUCCGGCGGGACGGGCACUGCGUGGAGGACAAACCCCCAGAUGCCCCGGAGAAGGGUUUUUUUGAUGACGUGACGGAGGACGAGGUGGUGGUGCUGCAGCAGAUGUUCUUUGGCGUGAUGAUUUGCGCCCUCGCCACGCUGGCCGCCAAGGGCGACAUGGUCUUCACCGCCAUCUUCAUCGGCGCCGUGGCCGCCAUGGCCGGCUACUGGCUCUCCGACCGCAGCGACCGCGUCCUCGACGGCUUCAUGAAGGGCAGAUAGCUCUGGGGCUGCCGCGUGCGGGCUGGGGGGGCAGGCUCGGCCUGGGGUGCGGGGUACCCCCCCCCCCCAGCAGGGGCUGGCUGCCGAGACCGGAUCUUGCGCGCGGUGCUGUGCCCUGCAUGAGUCCCCCAGCCCCCCAUUAGCAUAGGGUCUCGCUCCCCCCCCCUGCAGAAUGAGCCGGGGCUACCUGAUUCCCGGGGGCUCCCGCACAGCCCCCUCUGGCUGGGGUGGUGAUGCCAGGCAGUGCGGCACCGUGGCGGGGGGGGGGGCACAGCAUGCUGCCCCAGCCCCUCGUGCGCUGGAGGAGAGGCCUGGCACAGUGGCAGGUGGGAGGGCGCGGGGGCAGGUCAGGGGGUGCUCUGGCACGGCCGGGUGCCGGGGCGGUGAUGCUGGCGGAGCUCGGCCCCUCUGCCUGCCCGGCGAGCGUCGCCAGGGCUGGCGGCUGCCGGCCCUGUGGGACCUUAUGCCCCCCCCCCCCCCUCCGUGAGAUGGUUCCCCGUGGGGCAGUGGGGGACUGGGUCCCCCCUCUGCCCCCAGCUGUAGGGCUGGGAGAGCUGCCCCCCCCCCGCCCCAUCCCUGGGCAGAGCCCAUCUCUCCCCUCCUGGGCUGGGGGCUCCUGCGGGGCAGGGGGUCGGGGGCCGCUCGCGGGUUGCCGUGCCAGCAGGGGGGGGCCCUGCCGGAUGCAUGAGCGUGGCCGUUGCAUUUGUCCGUGGUUUGUCCGUCGGGGUGUGCCCAUCUGUCCGUGUGUCCAUAUCUCAGGAAAUAAAGCUCUGCACACCCA